This is a messenger RNA of Syngnathus acus (greater pipefish), 5396 nucleotides long. RefSeq names its product WNK lysine deficient protein kinase 4a (gene wnk4a). The transcript has 22 exons. Gene Ontology annotation, biological process: intracellular signal transduction; positive regulation of potassium ion import across plasma membrane; positive regulation of sodium ion transmembrane transporter activity. Gene Ontology annotation, cellular component: cytosol; cytoplasm. Gene Ontology annotation, molecular function: potassium channel inhibitor activity; ATP binding; chloride channel inhibitor activity. The record is from RefSeq and is a predicted model, not a curated record. The coding region runs from base 243 to 4229 and encodes 1328 amino acids. NCBI's taxonomy places the organism in Eukaryota, Metazoa, Chordata, Actinopteri, Syngnathiformes, Syngnathidae.
CACCUCCUGAUGACGCGGCAACUAGAGAUUCAGCAUCUUGCUGAAGGACUCUUGGACAUGGUCACGAGGGGUGGGAGACGACCCAGCUACCACCCCCAGAUGAAGAAGAUAAAGCGCCUCCUUGUGGUGUGGACUCUCGCUGAAGACCAGCUUGGACUAUUUCAUGAAGAGGAACAUGUAUUUUGACGCAGCUUAAGGAGCAAGCACCUUCAAGUCCAGAGCUGCUGGUGGCCAAGCGCACCAUGUCACACGCUCAGGUGGAGAUCCCCGGAUGCGGUUUCCCGGGUUUGCAGCCGCACGGCCUGGGCGCACGCCGCAACUCGUACGGCUUGCACAAGAUCAGCGUGGAUGUGGACUCCCCCCUCUUCAGCGGCGCCCUCUCCAAAGCCCUCUCCUGGUCGGCCGAGAACAUCCUCAGCCUGCCCGAAUCCCGAGCCGAAGAAGAAGAGGAGGAGCAGGAGGAGGAGAAACCCCGUGUUGACACCCCACCCUGCAGCCCCCUUCCGCAUGUCGCCGGGUCUCGGUCCGACUCGCCGGGCGAGGGUAAAGGUCGGGUGGUGUCGUCUCGCCUCAACUUUGACCAGCGGUGGGAAGAAGAAAAGGAGGACGUGGAAACUAAAGCGGUGGCGACGUCACCUGACGGACGCUACCUCAAGUUCAACAUCGAGAUCGGGAGGGGGUCCUUCAAGACUGUCUACAAGGGCCUUGACACAGAGACCACGGUGGAAGUGGCCUGGUGCGAGCUUCAGACUCUUAAGCUGACCAAGGCGGAGCGUCAGCGUUUCAGCGAGGAGGUGGAGAUGCUGAAGGGCCUCCAGCAUCCCAACAUCGUGCGCUUCCACGACUCGUGGAAGUCGACGGUGAAGGGACACAAGUGCAUCAUCCUGGUGACGGAGCUCAUGACAUCAGGCACGCUCAAGACUUAUCUGAAAAGGUUCAAGGAGAUGAAACUGAAGCUGCUCCAGCGCUGGAGCAGUCAAAUCCUGAAGGGGCUCCAUUUCCUGCACACACGCACGCCGCCCAUCAUCCACCGAGACCUCAAGUGCGACAACAUCUUCAUCACCGGGCCCACCGGCUCGGUCAAGAUCGGCGACCUCGGCCUCGCUACGCUCAAGAGCGCCUCCUUUGCCAAAAGUGUCAUCGGAACGCCUGAGUUCAUGGCUCCCGAGAUGUACGAGGAGAAAUACGACGAGGCGGUUGACGUCUACGCUUUCGGGAUGUGCAUCCUGGAAAUGGCCACUUCCGAGUAUCCUUACUCUGAGUGCCAAAACGCCGCGCAGAUCUACCGCAAAGUCACCAGCGGCAUCAAACCCGACAGCUUCUACAAUGUGAAAGUCCCCGAGCUCAAAGAGAUCAUCGAAGGCUGCAUCCACAUGAACAACGACGAAAGGUACACCAUCCAAGACUUGCUGGAGCACCCCUUCUUCCAAGAGACCCACGGCGUGCACGUGGAGCUUGCCGAGGAGGACGACACGCUCAAGUCGGGCCUGAAGCUUUGGCUGCGCAUGGACACCAAGAAGCUCCACGGAAAAUAUAAGGACAAUAACGCCAUUGAGUUUCUCUUUGAGCUGUACAAGGAUGUCCCAGAGGAGGUGGCGCAGGAGAUGGUGGUGCUGGGCUUCGUGUGCGAGGCCGACUUCAAGCUGGUGGCCAAGGCUAUCCGGGAUCGGGUGACGGCCAUCAAGCGCCAGCGGGAGAAGCUGAGGAGGCAGGCGGAGGAACAGAGGCCGCGUUCGUCCUCCCCGCAAGUCGGCGAUGCGGCGGCCCCCGAUUCCCCCGCGCCGCCCGCCCCCUCCCCUUCCCCCCUCCUGUCCCCCAUCACCAGCUCGGCGGACUCUGCCGUCAGCUCCGGCUGCCCCGCAGAGACGGAGGAACCCGAGCAGCACUUUCACAUCCGCCACAACAGCCUCUCCUCGGCUAAUUCUGACUGCGAGACGGACGGCGACCUAAGCUCUUCGGGCCUCCAAGACCCCCUGGAGGCCACGCCUCCUGCCUCCUCCGCCAACUCCCCGUCCACAAACGGCCUCCCCAUCCCGGCCCUUCGCUUCACUUCGAGCAUUGCCGUAUCCAACAACAUGGAAGCCAUCAAACCAGGAUCUCCGAGCGGCUUCAACUCUCCCGGGGACAGCUACGCCUCCGACGUGACUUCCAGUCUAAGCGACGGUUACGAGGGCGUGUCGGAGAAGAACGAGAAAACAAUCGCCAGGCGAACCUCUGCCAAGCUUUUCAGGAGGCGGGUACGAUCCAGGCUGCGCAUCACCGGGCUGUCCGACAAGGUGGACCGAGUGGUGGAGUGUCAGCUGCAGACGCACAACGACAAGAUGGUGACGUUUAAGUUCGACCUGGACGGAGACAACCCGGAUGACAUCGCCGCCGUCAUGGUGCACAAUGAGUUCAUCCUGCCGUCGGAAAAAGAAGGCUUCAUCUACCGAAUGGGUGACAUCAUCAAGCGGGCGGAAGCGCUCAUGACUAAGGAACAGCCCGUGCACCCGAGUGGGCAGCGCCCCCCGCAGCCUGCCUUCCACAGCACAGCCAACCCGCUGUCUUCCUCCCAGCCGGAUCUGCACAGUCAGAGCCUCCCAUGUUCUCACUUCUCCUCCUCCCUGCCGGACUUUGCUGCGGCUAACCCGUGCAUGGUGGAACGCGGCUCGCCUCCUUGCGCCAACGGCGACGUCUUCACCCCGGACCUGACGUCAGCCGGACGACCGCUUGUCCGCUCGCAGUCGUUCCACAACGCGCCAGGGUCUCCUCUUGCGUACCACCACACGGCCUCCCUCCUGCCCCAUUACCACAUGCCCUACAUGGGUAACUUUCCGUUCCCGUACCCUGGCAGGCCGGCUUCCGCCAAACCAGGGCUGUUAGCGGGCGGCGGCCUCCAUCCUCCCCUCACCCGCGUGUGCAGCAGCCCCACGUUUCCGUCCGUCCCAUCCCCUGUACCGCCGGGCUCCCCGAACCUCCUCAAAGACAGCGAGAGCCCACCCGCUCCCCAGCAUCCCGCUAUGUGGCCCCCGCACAGCCAGCCAUUGUUCUCACUGGCCAACGUCAUCUCCAUGGCAAUGAGCAUGGCGCAGUCGUUCAUCCCUUCCGCUCAGCAGGGGAUCCCCUCCUAUGGGGGAUUCCACCCCCAGACGGCGUACCCGUACCCCCCGCACUACCAGAUCCCCACGCUAGAGGUGCCGUACCCAACAAACAUCUACCCAAACUCGGGGAACACGCCACCCAUGGAUGGAUUCCCUCAAAGUUGGCAGGACACAUCCCCCACUACCCCGCCGCAGAUGUCACCACAGCAGGCCGGACCCCCCACUUCCCCCAACCCCAUACAGGAGGAUCUUGGAACCUUCUCGACCCAGGUCCUAUCUCAAGUGCACAAUUCGACCUCGUCGUCGGACCUGUCACCCUCGCCGAUGGACAGUCCAGAGAGCACGUUAUCAUCCAUCAGCACUCUGUCUGGACUGAACUGCGGUUCCCCGACAGCCCCACAAGUGUCCCAAUUGAGCCCCUCAGGAGGUCCAGCCGCUACGGUGACAGUGGGGCGUUUCCAGGUGUCGCCCAGCGCCGACGUGCCGGUUGUCGCCUCGCUGCCGCGAGGAGAUGCGAGCAGUACCGAGGAAGGGCAAGGUGAAUCGGAAACCCAGAGGAAGGAGGAAGAGGUGGUAGAGGAGCGGCCGAGGACGAGGAGACGCGGGCAGAGGCGGGCGCACAGCCUCAGCCUAAUGGGCACAUCCGCUGACAGCGGGCUGUCGGUUACGGCGCCCGAAGCGGACGGACGGUUGUGGGACGACGCGGUCGGAAGCCCGCAAUACGGCAACGCGCUCCACCACCUGUGGACCAUGACCUACAGCCACGGUGCGUCCUACAUGAGUAGCGACGACUCGGAUAGCGAUGAAGACAUGCUGGAUGAGCUCCAGGAGCUUCGAGAAAAACAUCUGUCUGAGGUUCAAGAACUUCAAGCGGCUCAGAAGCAGGAGAUCGAGGAUCUGUACGAGAAGAUGGGCAAGGUCCCGCCGCCGGGCAUCGUUUCCCCCGCCGCCAUGUUGUCCAGUCGCCAGCGUCGCUUGUCUAAGGGCACGGGGGGGCUCCCACCGUCACGUCGGAACAGCCUCCAGCGCUUGGACAUACAGCCCAUCCAAGGUAUCAUCAGGAGAAAUUCUCUGGGAGGAAGCAGCAGCAGCUCCCAGGACAAACCCAGCAAAGGUGUCACCUUCUCCUCCGACAUCAACAGAAUGUAAGAAACUCUCGGCGAGCAAAACGUUGAACAUUCCGGACUACCUCAUCUGACAAAACAUUCAGACGACGACGUCUCUAAUCCGACGGAAUGUGAAGGAAUUUCAUUUAUUUGUUACAUGUUGGGAAUAAUAAUGUCACGCCUGCUCGGUGAGGAACAUUUCAUUUCACACAGCCACGGACGUCCAGUUGCAUUGUACCAUGUUUCCUUUUUUUCUUUUGUUUUGACGCCAGCCAUCUUGUGACGGGCAGUGAGGUCAAACCGUAAAAUGGCUGAAGACAAAUUGUUCAAACGUGGAGACCUCCGCCAAGGAGCGAAUAAUUGCAAUUUUAAAUGCACAUCUUCAUAUCAUGCGAGUUGGAAAGAUCAACAAAAGUGCAUUUUCUUUGCAUAUUGCAUUAUGUGGGUAAGGCUCACUAAAAUUCAAUGCAAGAAAUUGAAGUGCGUUAUGAAAUAAAAUUUAAUUGGCACAUUCCUCCGAGUGCAACUCGACCAUAACAAAUCUUGGUAUUGACACUUAUCAUUGUUUUCAGAAAAUACAAAUUACAAUAGAAGUAUCACAUUCGAAUAAAUUAAAUAUUUUAUUCGUACUAUCAAAUAUGCUUGCAAAUCAAUUACAAAUGAAGGGAAAAGUGCCGAUUUUUUUGGGUGUGUUUUAAUCUACUCGCUCCUUGGCAGAGGUUAUUGAGCCAGUACAAGAUGAAUAUAGAAAUAAUUUCCAAUAUUUAAUAAUACUGGCUUUUGAUUGUACAUGUGUAUAUACUGUACAUGGUAGAGUGCAUUUAUAGACUGUUUACACAAUGACUGUCAUGCACAAAAACAACAAAUAUAUAUAUAUACACAUUUUAGUUUAUUGGAAUAGAUCAAUCAAGCACCUCAUGCACUUUAGCAUUUUCAUUUAACACACUUCUUGUCGGUCAAACUUUGUCCGUUUAUUAAUACAAUAAAACAAGGGAGAAUGGCCGAGCUGUCAAUGUGCCUUAGCAAAUAGUCACACUGGAUAUUGAAAAAAAAAAAAAAAAGGUUCAAAUAAUAUAUUCAAAGAUUUGUACAGUAAACUGUGCAAUUCAGCUGCUGCCACCUGUGCCUUUACGGUCUUAUUUUGUAUUUCUAUGACGUUUCAUUGGAUGUUCACUCUAGUGGAUUUCCCAGCUCAAUAAAUACUCAUUAA